AUGGCCGACAACGCGGCGGCUGUCCCUGCUGCCGAAGGGGCAAAUGUUCGUUUUCUCCAAUUUUCCUGUUCAAAACUUUCAUUUUUAGGCAAAUGGUGGAUGGUUCGGAACUAUCAAAUCAAUGUUAUCAAGAAUUCUUUUUAUUUAUUUCAUAUCUUCGAUGAUGAAGGUACAGCUUCCACGGAUCGAAAAAGAAAAAUAAUUUAAUUCCAGGGAUUUUCCGGUCCUCAAGCGCCAGCAAACUCCACUUCAGCUCCUCAUGUGAAAGGCAAUCCAGCCCCAAAUCUUUUUCGUCCUGGACAACUUUUUGAUUUGUAUAUCUUUUUGGAUGACUCGGUUUGUCGAUUUUCUAGGUGCAAUUUUAAUGGUUCUCAAUUCAGAGCGACCGUUUCUCAAACUUCAACGUUCUUCCUUUGUGGGUUCACGAAGGCAUUGAAUACGGAAAUUGGAACGACGGGCCCAAUCAGGUAUAGAAAAGCAACAGUUUUUUAGUGACCUGGAAGUUGGUUUCAGGAUGGAAGUUACGUGUUCAGCAGGAAGUUCCCUACUCCGCCAGCUCUUCUACGGAAUCAAUCUGUCUUUUUGCACACUUUCAUCGUGAAAAGCGGCCAAUCGCCAAAUCCCACUGACAAGAACUACGUGAAACGCGAGGUUUUACUUGUUUCCUUCUAAUCAAAGUUAGGGGAGAUUUUCGCAAAACAUACGAAUUCUUCGCAGGUUUUUGAUUGCAGCUUUGUAACAAAAAGCAUAAAAAAGAUUGGAUUAUAUGUUUAUUCAGGCAUAUUUCUAUUGGUUUUUUGAGAUAAAAAUUGGUUAUUGUUGUUUGAUGAGUUUUCAUCAAACCAGUUCCAAUAAUAUCAGGCAUUCUUCGAAGACAAACAAAAGAUUCAGAAGGAUGACUUUCUUAAAAAGUAUUACAAAUUCAAAGCUAUGGAUCCGAUUAUUUUUUUAUGUUUAAAUUUCUCUAAUCAAUUUCAAACUAUUUGUUCCAGGUUGUUUACGGAGUCCGCCAGCUCAACAAGUACAAGAAAAAGUACUACAAAAAGACGUCAAAUCUUCUCACAGGGCUUAGCGAGCAGAGUAAGGAAGAUUUGGAAAAGGCUGAAGUUAUGAAAUAUGAGGUUUGGUUCACAAAAACUUUUUUAUAAAAUAAAUUGUUAAGGUUCUGAACUUUUGGCAUCCUAACAUCAGUGUCAGUUUGGUCGACGACCAAACAAACUGGCAACCAGGUGAAUUUUCAUUCGUGUUGGAAAAUUAUUUCUACUUUUUAUCCAGGAAGCCUUCCUGCUCCUCUGAGCGCCGAUGUGAAGUUCAGUCCCGUGGGAGAUUUCUACCUGCCGAUUCUCUUUUUCAAUACUUACUGGAACCUUGGAUCCGAGUACAUGCCCGUGAACGAAACUGUGAAGGUAAAUUUGAAAUCUUUAAGCUUUUUGAACAUGGCUUUUCUGGAAGACGCCAUGAUUCUUAUAUUGCAACAGUUUCCUUUAUCGGAAGUUAUACGUUGAAGGAAUUUUUCAUUAGUUUGGAUUUUCGAACCGAAACACUGGUUUCACAGAUCAGGGUUGAUCACAGAGAGUUGCAAGAAUGACGCAAUGAUCUCGUAAUUCCAAUUAUUGUUUUCAGGAGCUCAACCUCACUGUCACCUAUCAGCCACUGUCUCUUUUCAAGUACCAGCUCUAUUCCAGUCAACAAGUGCGUGCCGUUUUCUUAUAUUGAAGAACGCGGGUGAAAAAAAAACGGCGUGAUCUUUAAAUAAAACAGUGAAAACUGACAGCGGCGAGCCACCGCGUAACGGUCGCGUUGCUGCAAACGUCUAGCAGCAGUAUCCAAAUUUGAAAAUUUGAAAAUACUGGAAGGGAAAGAAAAUAAUCGAUUCAAAAUAAAAGAUUAGAGUUUUUCAUAAAGACAUUUGGUUUCUCCUCUAGAAUCUAUCAUCAUAUUUGUGCAGUGAGGCAAAUUACAAUUAAUGUAACAAAAUGUCACGCCUCGCAACACCAGGAGUUUCUCAUAUAGGCAAAAAUUUUGUUUCAUCAAAAACAAAGGUCAAAUUCCUUGAGCAAAAAAGGCAAUUUCGAAAAUCAAAACAAUUUCACGAGCAUAUUCCAGGUGAAAUCCCAGUGGAGCAGUGUUCUGGCGGUCGACCAAGAUGACGACGAUCAGGACUCAGUCAAACAAGCGCUUCUCGAAACGAAUCCGAUUUUACUCGGUAAAUGACAUCUUCCUUCAUUUUUUUACGAAUAUUUUUCUAGGUGUGACCGUUGUCGUUUCUAUCUUACACACGGUUCUUGAGUUCUUGGCCUUCAAAAACGACAUUCAGUUCUGGCGGUCUCGAAAAGAUCUCGUCGGUCUUUCUGUCCGAUCCGUUUUGUUCAACAUUUUCCAGGUUAAUGGAAGAUAUUUCGAAAAAAAACUCAAUUUAUAUGUUUUAGUCUCUGAUUGUUUUCCUCUACAUUUGCGACAAUGACACCAACUUUGUCGUGAAAGUGAGCGUUGGAAUCGGUUUGCUCAUUGAGUGCUGGAAGAUUCCGAAGGUUCUUGACGUCCAGGUAACACUUAUAAAAAUAAAACAAUUAACAAACUUGAGACUUUUCCAGGUUGAUUGGGCUAAUCCUAUUCUCGGAGUCUUGCCUCGAGUCAAGUUCAGCGACAAGGGAUCCUACGUAGAGAGUGACACCAAAGUUUAUGAUCAGGUUCGAAUAUUGUCAAAAAGUGUCCAAAUUUUUAUUAACAUUUGCUAUUUUAGAUGGCGUUCAAGUACCUUUCUUGGGUUUUGUUCCCUCUGCUUGUCGGAUACGCGAUCUACUCCAUUCUAUACGUCGAGCAGAAAGGAUGGUAUUCCUGGGUACUGAAUAUGCUCUACGGAUAUCUUCUCAUGUUCGGCUUCAUUACUAUGACUCCCCAGGUUUUUUUGCGAUAGACACAUUCACCAAUGAUAGAAAAAACCUUUGAAAGACUGAAAAUAUGACACGAACAGUUUGUUUUAAACUCGGUAAAUACGUCAAAAGCUCCGGUUUAUACAACUGACUUUCAUUCAACAAUAAAAAUAUCGACUUUAAAGCUCAAUGCAAAACCAGAAAAAUUUUUCUGUGAAAAAGUUGUGCAGGUUGUAGCUUCCGAACUUUCAUACAGUACAUAAAAAGUAAAUUUCCAUCUUCCUUUCAUUGAGGAAAAAUAACUAAAUAUGUUUUGCAGCUCUUCAUCAACUACAAGCUCAAGUCCGUGGCUCACUUGCCCUGGAGAAUGCUUACCUACAAAUUCGUCAACACUUUCAUCGACGAUCUUUUUGCGUUUGUCAUCCGCAUGCCUAUCAUGUACCGCAUCGGAUGCUUCCGCGACGACAUCAUUUUCUUGGUUUGUUGGAGACAUUUCCGUCCUUCUAACAGAUUCGAAAUUUAGAUUUACCUCUACCAACGCUAUAUCUACCGCGUUGACCCCACCAGAAUGAACGAGUUCGGAACUUCGCUUGAAAAUGCGACGGGUGAACAGCCAGCCAUCGAGGAGGAGACAAAGAAAGAAAAGUGA
Caenorhabditis auriculariae is the source of this 3522-nucleotide messenger RNA. Lineage: Eukaryota; Metazoa; Nematoda; Chromadorea; Rhabditida; Rhabditidae. The record is from the annotation of a GenBank genome assembly.